GGAGUGGCUGGGCCGGGGAGUGGGUUGGGCACGGGCAAAGUGAGCAUCGUCGACAAAAGAGAGCGCCUCGCCAUGGCAGUCUACACGUGCUCUGAGCCGCUGUCUCCAUUCGCUGUGUGUUCCAGUUUGCCAUGGUCAUCGAAUCUCCGUGUGCCAGAUUGCGAGAAGUGAGCAUGCCGAGCUAAGUCCCCGCAGGGCGCGAAGAGACCCGGGCGCAUUGCAGAAGGCAGUUGAGCAGUGUGCGGUCGAGAGGCGUGGAGCGGUGGAGGAGGGGGGAGCGUGUCCGAGCUGGUCCCGCGGCGCGAAGAGACCCGGGCGCAUGUGCGGUCGAGAGGCGUGCGGUGGAGGAGCGUGUCCGAGCUGGUCCCGCGGCGCGAAGAGACCCGGGCGCAUCACAGUUCAAGAAUAGGGUGCGGUCUGUCUCCAUACCUUAUCAUCGCCUCGUCAGUGGGUUGUCUGUCUGUCGCCAUACCAUAUCAUCGCCUCGUGUGCGGCAGCGCCGAGCAGCAGAACGAAGAGCAGCGACGACUGCGGUUGGAGCGCGGGAGCGAGGGGCGGGCGCCGCGGCGGCGGCGGAGGAGAGAGCGGUGGCAGGAGGAGUGGCGGCGGUCUUCGGGAUGGCAUGUGCGUUGGUGAAGGUGCUGUGCGGCUGUCGGUGUCAUCGUGGAUCCGUCACCAUUCGUCCGUCACCAUAUCAUCGCCUCGUGUGCGGCAGCGCCGAGCAGCAGGACGGGUAGCGACUGCGGUGGAGCGUCGGAGCGAGAGCGGGGGGGGGCGGGGGGCGCGGCGGCCGCACGGUGGCGGCGGCGGCGGCGGCGGCGGUGAGGGGGGAGAGGGAGGCGACGGGCGGUGAUGGAGAGCCGGCGCCAAAUAUGGAUCACGCUCUCUCACCGCAUGCUUGCACCGAGGCACCGAGGCGAGACGACGAGCGCGACUGCGAGGUUGGAACACCGGACGAGAGGGCGGGGCGGGCGGCGGCGGAGGCGGAGGCGGCGGAGGCGGCGGAGGUGGAGGUGGCGGGUGGAGCGAGGUGAUAGAGGCGAAGAGGAGCCGACUGGCCUCGCGUGCCGCGUGCCGCCGAGCAGGAAAGUAGCGACUGCGGUGGAGCGUCGGAACGAGAUCGGGGGGGGGGGGGCGGAAGGCGCGGCGGCCGCACGGUGGCGGCGGCGGCGGCGGCGGCGGUGAGGGGGGAGAGGGAGGCGACGGGCGGUGGUGGAGGAGGAGGUGGAGAGAAGCACACACGCUGCGCCUCGCGUGCCGCCGAGCAGCGGCCCGACACAGCACAGCAGGGAGUCCUGUGUCCUGGGCGCGUCUCAGAUUGG
Emiliania huxleyi CCMP1516 is the source of this 1322-nucleotide messenger RNA. RefSeq lists its product as hypothetical. The record is from RefSeq and is a predicted model, not a curated record. The transcript has 5 exons. Gene Ontology annotation, molecular function: protein binding. Lineage: Eukaryota; Haptophyta; Isochrysidales; Noelaerhabdaceae. Bases 853 to 1185 code for a protein of 110 amino acids.